Molecule: messenger RNA, 1847 nt
Organism: Chelonus insularis
Lineage: Eukaryota; Metazoa; Arthropoda; Insecta; Hymenoptera; Braconidae
Product: ribonuclease 3-like
Exons: 4
Coding region: 302-970 (222 amino acids)
Cellular component (GO): extracellular matrix
Source: RefSeq, a predicted model, not a curated record
GUUACGUAGUGAAUCUCGCGUCGCUGUUGCCGUUGUUGGCUCGACAGCCUAUGCAUAUUCAUUUAAUAAACGGCUUCUAACAUUCCAACUAUACAAGUUUAUCCCUUGGUUCUUUUUUUUAAACAUAUCGCGUUGUCUUUUGCUAAAUUGAACUCUGGUCAUUUUUCUACUGUCAUUUGUUUCAACUCUCCAGAGAAUUUUUUAUUCAGUGACUGUGUCAAAUAAACUAUUUGUGAGCUGCUCCCGUUUGGGUGCAACUCUGUACUUCAGUUAAAAUAAUUAAAUAUAUUGAAGUUGAACUAUGCUUCGCAUUCAGUUGAUCCUGUUUGGUUUGAUGGUGCAUAAUGUCCUUGGAGACCUACCACCAGGAACAAGGCGCAACACUUACUUACCUCCUGAACCAACAAAAGGAUAUAAUUAUAAUACACCCUCUGUUCCAUUCCCACCAAGACCAACUCCAUCACCUUUCCCAACACCCAGACCAACACCAUCCUUUCCAACUGGACCUACUAGACCAACUCCUACCUUCCCACCAUCUCGACCUCCAACAUCUAGACCAGGUUAUCCAGGUCCUGGACCAAGACCUACUCCUGGCUUCCCUACUCCAGCUCCACGACCCACGGGAUAUCCUGGACCAGGACCCAAACCUACUCCUGGCUUUCCAGAUUACACUCCACAACCUACUGGCAAUCAUGAUCAUUCUACAGGUGAUCAUCACCACGAGCCUGGAAUGCCAUUUGAUUUCAAUUACGCUGUAAAGGAAGAUGCAUUUGGAAAUGACUAUUCACACAAUGCGAUUAGCGAUGGAGACAUUGUGAGAGGGGAAUACCGUGUUCAACUUCCGGAUGGCCGCACGCAAAUAGUUCGUUACACAGCAGACUGGAAGCAUGGAUUCAGUGCUCAGGUCACUUAUGAAGGAACUCCACGUUUGGAUCUUCAACGGCCUCCUGGCACUUUCAGGGGUUAUUAAAACUUGCUAAGCCGUCACACCCGUCGGUUGGCCAAUAUUGAUCGACCUUUGUGAACAACAAGUAGGCAAUAGUUAUCGCAUUUCUGCGGUGCAACGAUUCAAUCUCAUCGAAACAAUGAGCUACCUUGAAUAGUCUCGACCGUAACAACUACAGUACACACGAAGGAUCUUGUGGAGGAGUAAAGAGAAGAAGCAUAGGCCAAAGUGUUGGUCGACACGUGAACUAAUCUCCAAGGAACUCACUUUCACUGCUCCGUGGGAAGAUCGAAUCCUCGUUCAUUACAGAGGUUUUCAUUCUGCGAUUCGUUCUCAUCAAUCUAACAAUUGUGUCACCAUACCAACAAAUUUAAACAUCCGCCACUUGUUUUUUCACUGUUAUUAUUAUUUUUAUUAUCAUUAUUUUUAGAUUAUUUAAUAUUUUUUUAAUACUUAAUUAUAGUUUUUCUUUUCGAAAAAAAAAUUUCUUUUUUCAAUGACACAAUAUUUAACAUUUGUAUUUAACUAUUCAACUAAAAGAGGGAUCAUUUUGAUUUAAAUUAUAAAAAAAGAUGUGUCACCAUUUUGUUAGCUAUUAACAGAAAACAUUGGGGUAGAAUUCCGAUUAAGAGACAUAUUCAAAAAUAAAUUAAUUGUGUAGGGAUGCACUGAAAUAGUGAAUAAUUCGAUUUAAGCCGUAUGAUGAAGGGAAGAGUACUGUUUGACGAAUACAAGUAUGAUUUCAAGUGAAAUAUAUAGACUGAUGAAAUAGCUCAACUGGUCUAGCAGUUGGCGCGCAACUAGAAGGGUUCCGAGUUCGACUCCCCUCGAUCUUGACAAAAAUUAUUAUUCGCUGAGAAGCGUCUUGGGCUAGUUGUGAAGUAAUCUGUGUAUUAAAAAA